Messenger RNA from Exaiptasia diaphana, 2063 nucleotides. RefSeq lists its product as uncharacterized. The transcript is spliced from 8 exons. Lineage: Eukaryota; Metazoa; Cnidaria; Anthozoa; Actiniaria; Aiptasiidae. Bases 1 to 1707 code for a protein of 568 amino acids. The record is from RefSeq and is a predicted model, not a curated record.
AUGGCUUCUUCGUUGAAUGUCUAUCGUGGCGUUGGAGAAGGCUCUAGAACUCCGUUUGACAUUGAAAAACUCAAAGAAAUUGGUUGGACUGUAAAGCGAAAAGACAUAGUAAGCAAAGGCAAAGUGAAAGUUUUAUUUUCUUAUGUUUCACCGGCUGGAAAAACGCUAAAGUCGAGCAGCCACGUGGUCGAAGUUCUGAAACGUGAAGGACUUUAUCAUCAGGUAGCGAUCGAUCCAGAGCAAGAUCUUGCUCAUGAUAGCCAUGUCAGUGACGAAUCGGACGAAGACUAUCAGCCUGCAUCGAAAGAAUUAAUUACUGACGAGGAUACAGACUGCGAAUACGAGCCCCCAUCCAAAGCUGCGAAACGACCAGCAAAUAAUAACACAUCUGAAAUAAAAGUAAAAGAGGGUUUGUUUGUGGCUACAGCUUCAAGUGUGGUUGAGCUCGUUGACCAGUUUAAUCUAUUUUUUGUCAUUGACGAAUACAUAGCGCUCCUAGAAAAGAAGGCAAAGAAAGAGAUUGCGGAGUGUAUCAUGUUCCAACCAGACGAUCCGAUCAAGUUUUCUAGUGGGCAUGUGGGGAGGGCGCAUGGGAAGAAGUUGUCAGACUUUCAAUCUAAGUCCACUGUUACGAAAGCAUUUAUUGACAAAUACAAAAAGACAUUCCCUGCUAUAGAAUCGGUGGAAUGUAUUUGUAAAGGCAAAAAGCAUAGGUUUGUCGCUACCAAGAACCAACCUGCAUGUGGGUGCAUAGGCCCAGGGUUUAUACAGAGUGCCAAGCGUAACCAUUAUUGCGCUCUUGUGCAUGCUGGUACUAGUCCUGAGAAAUAUAGGGAGACCAUGCUUGCACUUGGCAAAUACCACUGCAGGGACAUACAUGAGUGGGAGGGGGGUUCGUGUUUGUUCCAUCCAGUUGUUAAAUGUAAUUGUAAAAAGUGUGAUGUAGAUGAACAUGKUUUUUUUCCAGACAUGAAAUGCUCUGGUGAAAAAUAUCACUCUGCUCAUGUGCUGAAGUGUGACUUCCAUGCACUCUUAUAUGAGAUAGAGUGUACUGAAAGAGCAAACAAGGCAGAGUCUGUUAUAUAUCCUGAAAUGGGGAAGGGGCAUUCCAACUUACCAGAGGCUACUUUUAAUGUUCUGACUAAGUUCAGGGCCAAAGAUACUAACCUCCAUCAAAAGCAUUAUCAAGCGUCAACAAACGUUGGCCUCAUCCAGUCCUGUAUGACCUGGUGCUACAAAMAUAGGGGUGCACAGUACCACUGGAUAAUAGACCUUUAUGGUAGGAUGGGUCUUCCAAUUCUCGAUGGAAUUCAGCAAAUGUGUAAAGAAGACAAUAUAGACAGGAUGAAGAGACUGGAAAAGAAGAAAACAAUGGAAGGGAGAAAAAAGAGAGUACAGUCAAAGGUGAACAGAACAGAAGAACAAAAAUUAAGGAGAAGGUAUUCAAAACAGCUACAGAUAAAACACUUCUAUGGUGAUGAUGACRAUGACGAUGAGCUGGACAACGAUGAGAUCCUUCAAUUAACAGAGAAAACCGUGAUCCCAAACAAAACAUGCCCAUCUACACAACUGGCGAAUGACAAUGCAGUAGCUCCACCCAGUGGAGCAUUGGUGAGCAUUGGUGGAAAGAAGUGCCGAUGUGGCAGUCAAACGCAUUACCGGACUAGUCACAGGGAUUGCCCACAAAACAAAAAAAAAUCUAAGUAAUAAAAUCAAAAAACAAAAAAACAAAAAAAAAUCUAAUAUAUCUGAUAUCAUAGAAACAUUGUAAAACAUUGUCUUGCAGAAAAAAACUGUGUUUGGUGCUGCUAGUGUACUUGGAAAGUCAGUAAAUGUUCCAUGUUCAYAUACAUUCAAGUUUUGAAAUAUCUAGACAUUUUGUUUUUUUGAUAUGUUGAUGUUUGUUGGAAUAAUUACACUUUACAUUUGUUCGCGCAAUAGACAAUGUGACAAAAAAAAAGUAAAGUAACAUUUAUUUUUAAAUUCUUUUCAAAAGUAKCAAAAAAUGCUUUAGUGAAUGCCAUAUGUUAUAUUUAGUGUACAUGUAUUCUUGAAUUUUUUAU